This is a messenger RNA of Dictyostelium discoideum AX4, 807 nucleotides long. RefSeq lists its product as hypothetical. Gene Ontology annotation, cellular component: spliceosomal complex. Lineage: Eukaryota; Evosea; Eumycetozoa; Dictyosteliales; Dictyosteliaceae. Bases 1 to 807 code for a protein of 268 amino acids. The record is from RefSeq and is a predicted model, not a curated record. The transcript is spliced from 2 exons. Gene Ontology annotation, biological process: mRNA splicing, via spliceosome.
AUGGCAGAUAAAAGAGUACCAUCAGUUCUAGUAUCAUCACUUCGUGUUGGUAUGGGAAGCACAUACCUAAAAACAAGAAAAGAUGACACUGACAAGAAUGAUAAAGAUAGACAAAAAGAAGAAUUAAGACAAAGAGAAUUAAAAUCAUUAGAAAAGAAAUCUGGUAUUAAAUUUGAAGAUACCUCAAUUGAAAAUGAUAAAGAAUUAUUAAAAUUAAAGAAUAGAUUAAUAAAUGAAGAAGAAGAGGAAAAUAAUAAAACAUCAACUACAACUACAACUACAACAUCAAAUAUAAAGAAGAGAAAAGGUAUAGACGAUGAUGAUACAGAUAGCGAUGAUAGUGAUAGUGAUAGUGAUGAUGAUGAUGAUGAUGAUGAUGAUAACAAUGGUUCAAAGAAUAAAUUUAAAAAAGUUGAUAAAGAUCAUUCAGAUAAUAGUGAAAAUAAUGAUUCAGAUGACUCUGAUGAUUCAGAUGAUUCAGAUGAUGAAGAAGAAUUAAUGAAAGAACUUGAAAAAAUUAAAAAAGAAAAAGCAGAACAACAAAAGAAAAAAGAAUUAGAGAGACAACAAGAAUUAGAAAAAGAGCGUUUAGAAAGAGUCGCUCAUGGUAAUCCUUUAUUAAAUAAUAACAAUAGUAAUAAUAACAAUAAUAAUAGUAGUGGUGAUUAUUCUAUAAAGAAAAAUUGGUUUGACGAUGGUGUUUUUAAAAAUCAAGCUAGAGAUGAACCCGUUGUAAAGAAGAGAUUUAUUAAUGAUACAACUAGAAGUGAUUUUGCUAAAAAAUUCUUAUCAAAAUAUAUAAAAUAA